CAUUCAUUGAUGCCAUCCACCGUUAAACCUCAUCGAAGAAGGAAGUGACGUAAUCGUUUCUGCCGCUGGUACUUUUCACACCGGCUUGCUAUUCUCUGUUACUCUGCACCGUUUUUGACAGUCAUCAGAGCGUGGAAUCAUCAUGGUGCUCGAUUUAGACCAAUUUCGGACCGAUAAAGGCGGUGAUCCUGAAGUAAUCAGAGAAACUCAAAGAAAAAGGUUCAAAGAUGUGUCACUUGUGGAUAAACUAGUACACGCAGACACAGAAUGGAGAAAAUGUCGUUUCACUGCCGACAACCUCAACAAGGCAAAGAAUUUAUGCAGCAAGACAGUUGGAGAGAAAAUGAAGAAGAGAGAGCCAGUUGGGGAUGACGAUGAUUCUGUCCCAGAUGACGCCCAGAACUUGGAGGCCCUAACGGCAGACACACUAUCGCCCCUCACGGUCACCCAGAUCAAGAAGGUCCGUCUGCUUGUAGAUGAGGCAGUGCAGAAAUCUGAUGGUGAGAGGGUAAAGCUGGAGGAAGAGCGCUUUCAAUACCUGCGAGAGAUCGGGAACCUCUUGCAUCCAUCUGUGCCCAUCAGUAAUGAUGAGGAUGCUGAUAACAAAGUGGAGCGCACCUGGGGAGACUGUACUGUGCAGAAGAAGUAUUCCCACGUAGACCUGGUAGUCAUGAUCGACGGCUACGACGGAGAGAAAGGAGCUAUAGUGGCCGGGAGCCGUGGCUACUUCCUCAAAGGGCCACUAGUUUUCCUGGAGCAGGCAUUGAUCAAUUAUGCUCUGCGGAUGCUCCACAGCAAGAACUACCAAAUGCUCUAUACCCCCUUCUUCAUGAGGAAAGAGGUCAUGCAGGAGGUGGCUCAGCUCAGCCAGUUUGAUGAUGAACUUUACAAGGUGAUUGGGAAGAGCAGUGAGAAAUCUGAGGACACGGCCAUAGAUGAGAAGUACCUGAUUGCCACCUCAGAGCAGCCCAUCGCAGCCUUCCUGAGAGACGAGUGGCUGAAGCCAGAGGAUCUGCCAAUGCGCUACGCCGGCCUCUCCACCUGCUUCAGACAGGAAGUGGGUUCCCACGGGCGUGACACCCGAGGCAUCUUCAGGGUGCACCAGUUUGAGAAGAUAGAGCAGUUUGUUUUUGCCUCUCCUCAUGACAACAAGUCCUGGGAGAUGAUGGAUGAGAUGAUUGGGACAGCUGAAGAGUUCUACCAGACACUAGGGAUCCCCUACCGCAUCAUCAACAUAGUCUCAGGUGCUCUGAACCAUGCAGCCAGUAAGAAGCUGGACUUGGAGGCCUGGUUCCCAGGCUCCGCAGCCUUCAGAGAGCUGGUCUCCUGCUCCAACUGUUUAGACUACCAGGCCCGUCGGCUGCGUAUCCGCUACGGACAGACCAAAAAGAUGAUGGACAAGACUGACUAUGUGCACAUGCUCAACGCAACCAUGUGUGCCACCACACGUGUAAUGUGUGCUAUCCUGGAGACGUACCAGACCGAAGAGGGUGUCGUCAUUCCAGAGGUGCUCCGGAACUUCAUGCCUCCAGGUAUGACAGAGAUGCUGAAGUUUGUGAAGCCUGCGCCUAUUGACGUGGAGACGUCCAAGAAGCAGAAGAAGCAGCAGGAUGGAGGGAAGAAGAAGAAACAGGGAGGUGGAGACCAGCUCCAGAACCAAGUGGAGAACAUGUCUGUCAACGAUUCUUAGACACCAUCAUCAUUCCUAUCCUUAAGUUCCCAUCACUUAUUAUCACAGAGCCAUGUCCUACUGUAGAACCAGAGUACUUUGGAAAAGGGAAAGGCCAUUGGCGUUGUUAGGGAAACAGCUUGGGAGUAAUGUUGGGUCUGCUGCAUGCAAUUAUCCUCACUAAGAUCCAAACAGUCUAUCAAGUCUGAACUCUGGAAUUCUGUGAAAUUUCGAUUGAAGCAAACUUGCGACAUCUUGUAUAUAAGGUGCUUUAAGAAAUAGGGUUGCUUUGAUGUUCUGAACUCAAUUUUAAUUAUCUUAUUGCAUAUCACCAUAAAUCGCACAUGUACUCUGGACCCAUUUUUUUCCUACAUUGUUGCUUGCCUUGAGGUCAUUUGCUUCUAAUUACGUCUGUAUGUACUAUUGUAAGACGAGGCAUUGAUAAAGUGGUGUGCUGUAACGAUACAAAAUC
Messenger RNA from Oncorhynchus gorbuscha (pink salmon), 2141 nucleotides. Its product is annotated as serine--tRNA ligase, cytoplasmic. The record is from RefSeq and is a predicted model, not a curated record. Gene Ontology annotation, cellular component: cytosol. Bases 143 to 1690 code for a protein of 515 amino acids. The transcript has 11 exons. Gene Ontology annotation, molecular function: serine-tRNA ligase activity; ATP binding; tRNA binding. Gene Ontology annotation, biological process: seryl-tRNA aminoacylation. Lineage: Eukaryota; Metazoa; Chordata; Actinopteri; Salmoniformes; Salmonidae.